Amblyraja radiata (thorny skate) is the source of this 2212-nucleotide messenger RNA. RefSeq names its product SEC22 homolog C, vesicle trafficking protein (gene sec22c). The coding region runs from base 132 to 1043 and encodes 303 amino acids. Lineage: Eukaryota; Metazoa; Chordata; Chondrichthyes; Rajiformes; Rajidae. Gene Ontology annotation, biological process: endoplasmic reticulum to Golgi vesicle-mediated transport. The record is from RefSeq and is a predicted model, not a curated record. The transcript is spliced from 8 exons.
CCCCAGGGCGCAUGUGCAGCCACCAUGAAGCGUCAAUAAGAGGCAAUAGGGAUGCAAAACUGAGGGAGGCGGAUGUAGCCUGAGUUUAUUGCAACUGAGAGCGGCGGCCUUAAUGAAUACCAGGGAACACGAUGUCUAUGAUCCUGUUUGCCUAUGUGGCUCGGGUGACGGAUGGGUUGCCGCUCUCUGCUUCCACGGACUUUGAAUACAGCACAGAGUUGCAAGAAUCUAAAAUGCAUCUGAAGAUUGUGUCCAAAAUGCUGGGGCAAUUUCCUGGCCGUGGAACGGUGAAGAACAAUCAGCUUCACAUACAUUUUACUUCUUCACAGGGUGUUGCCUACAUGACCAUCUGCUGUAGCUAUUAUCCUACAACAAUGGCGUAUUGUUUCCUAGAGGAACUUGGAAUGGAGUUUGCUUCUUCCUUUGAGGUUGCUAAAAUCCAGCUGGUAUCAAGACCUUACGCUUUUCUUGAAUUUGACAAUGUGAUACAGAAGAUAAAAUGGCAUUAUAACCAUUCUAACCGUCCAUCAUUAAAGAUCAGCGUGACAAAUAUCCAGAGGGAGCUAAAGGUGACGCCACCUCGACAGGUGAACUUGGAUGACAUUGUGAUCUCCAAUGGGACACUGAAUGGACAUCUCCAUUUAUGUUCUGGCUCUGCACCCAGUUACAGGCUGGAAAUUGUGAGUGCACUUGGGAUCCUAUCGAUUAUCCUUAACAUUGUAUGCGGAGCUCUCAAUCUCAUCCGUGGAGUUCACCUCAUCGAACACAACUUUCAGGACAGUAAUGAAGAAAAGGGAUCAGUUGUUGCAUUUCUUGUAGCUUUCAUUAGCUGUGCAUUUCAGUGUUACCUGUACAUCUUCUACGUGUCGGCGAGAACAAUCAAGGCACCUGUAGCGCUGGUUCUCCUUUGUAUAUGCAACCUUUAUUUAUUUGGGUUGAGGAACAUUUGGCAAAUCUUCUUCCACUUGGGAGUGGCGUGCCUGUCCACGCAGCAGAUAUUGUCGAGGAGGAUGACAGAGAGACUUGCUGACUGCGGAGUCUGAUGCCUGAGAGCUCCUGUCCCAUUGACGACCUCCGGGAAAAGUCCAGCCCUCCAGCGCUCCCUCUCAAAUGUGCCUUCCUUGUGUCCAAUAACGUCAACGCCAUCGCCUACCACCGCGGCCACUGCCUGGAUGAAAAAUAGCAAAACGCUUGCAAGGAAUGUAAAAUGUCCGCCCCUUCUCAAAGUGGAAGAUCCGACAAGAGAGGAAGUGGAAACACAAGGAACUGCAGUUGCUCUUUUACAAAAGGAAAGACACUAAGUGCUGGAGUAUCUCAGCGGGUCAGACAGCACCCCUGGGGAACAUGGACAGGUGACCUUUUGGGUCGGGACCCUUGAGUAUUCUUCCAUACGAGAGGAUGAUGAUCACUCUAAAAUUUAGUGUGCGAUGAUGAAUUCGGAGGAGCCACUGGAUGAUACCUCAUUGUGUCCAUGGAGUGAGUUGAGGCCUUUGUGUUCACUUGGCUGGAGAUAAUUGGACCUGGGGAAUGCUACGUAUUCCCAGUUUAAAGUAACACAUUCUUCCUGUAACUAUAUUAUUUCCGUAAGUUGAGGCAGUUCAUUUGGUGAACUGCAGUUGUGCUCUUGAAUUGGGGUUGUGCCACUAUGCAGGAGGUACAACUGUAAGAUGAUAGGGACAGUUUUUGCCUCCAGCUGUGCACAGAGCAAUGUUCAUAAAUUCAUGUCAUCGGAGCAGAAUUAGGCCAUCCGUCCCAUUGAAUCUACUCCAUCCUUCAAUCAUUCCUGAUCUACCUUUCCCUCUCAAUCCCAUUCCCCUGCCUUCUGCCUUCUCCCGAGGCUGGAUGGAGGGAGCUUGUUGCUCUGUUAGAAUGUCAUGUUCCUGCCCCACUGCUGAGGUCUACAAUCUUCACAUCACUUCCGUUACGGAUAAACGUGUUGGGCCAGGGACUUGGGAAUAGUUUGUGAUCAUGUUUUUUCUGUAUGUAACUCAGGAUAACGAUCCUUUUCUUAAAGAAAAUAAUACCGAUUAAUAGGACUGCUCAAGAGAUAAUGUCUAUAGAAUUUAGCCCACAAGACACAGGAACAGAAUUAGACCAUUCUGUCCAUCGAGUCUUCUCUGCCGUUCGAUCAUGGCUGAUCUAUAUUUCCCUCUCAACUCUAUUCUCCUGCCUUCACCCCGUAACCUUUGACACCCUUACUAAUUAAGAACCC